UCCAGUCAGACUCAGUUUGCUGUGGAUCGACCAGACGACAGACAGGAAAAUGGCAGAAGUAGCUCCAGCCCCGGCUGCCGCCGCCCCGGCGAAAGCCCCCAAGAAGAAGAGCACCAAGCCCAAGAAGACCGGCCCCAGCGUCGGGGAGCUCAUCGUGAAAGCCGUGUCCGCCUCCAAGGAGCGCGGCGGCGUCUCUCUGGCCGCCCUCAAGAAGGCUCUGGCCGCUGGGGGUUACGACGUGGACAAGAACAAGGCCCGCGUCAAGAUCGCCGUCAAGAAGUUGGUGACGAAAGGUACACUGCUUCAGACAAAGGGCACCGGGGCCUCCGGAUCUUUCAAGCUCAACAAGAAGAUCAAGGCUGACAAGCCCAAGAAGAAGCCCGCGGCCAAGAAGCCCGCAGCCAAACCCAAGAAAGCCGCCGCGAAGAAACCCAAAGCGGCCGCCAAGCCUAAGAAGGCCGCAGCCAAGAAACCCGCAGCCGCCAAGAAGUCUCCAAAGAAGGUCAAGAAGGCGGCAGCGCCCAAGAAAGCCGCCAAGAGCCCCAAGAAAGCAGCUAAGAAACCUGCUGCCAAAGCGAAGAAGCCCGCCGCUAAAGCCAAGAAGCCCGCGGUGAAGAAGGCCGCCAAGCCCAAAGCCAAGAAGGCAGCCCCCAAGAAGAAGUAAACCUUCAUGCAGCACCUCAUCAACAAAAGGCUCUUUUAAGAGCCACACAUUUUGAAAAAAAAAAGACAAACUCCUUGCGCUUGAGGUUUUUUUCAAUAUAUCAAGACAAAACUGCAUAGCCAAGGGGUGCUGAACGCAAGCUAAACUAAACUAAACCGUAGGAGAACAAUGCAA
This is a messenger RNA of Myripristis murdjan (pinecone soldierfish), 838 nucleotides long. RefSeq names its product histone H1-like. Bases 50 to 664 code for a protein of 204 amino acids. Gene Ontology annotation, biological process: nucleosome assembly. Gene Ontology annotation, cellular component: nucleosome. Gene Ontology annotation, molecular function: DNA binding; structural constituent of chromatin. The transcript has a single exon. Lineage: Eukaryota; Metazoa; Chordata; Actinopteri; Holocentriformes; Holocentridae. The record is from RefSeq and is a predicted model, not a curated record.